GCUAGCUAGCAAGCUAACCGUUUUGCAUGGGAUAUUAUGCACCCCUGGUCAAAAAUAGGUUCCCGCGUGCCUGACAACAUCAGUAAGAGGGAGAUAAGUCAACAGCGAUUCGACGUCUGUGUCUACAUCCCUCACCCAAACUACGUCCCCAGGACUUUUGAACAUGGCGUCAUGCUGCUGAAGCUGAAGACCAAUGCUCAGCUGAACGAGGCUGUGAAGGUGCUGGAGCUCCCUACGAAUACUGAGAAGAUCCCACAAGGUGCGAUGUGUGAGAUAGCUGGGUGGGGACGCAGAGUCCCUGGACGACGAGCAGAGAGUGUCCUGUAUGAAGCUACAGUCACGCUGGACAAGGUCAGGAAAUGCAAAAAGGCAUGGAAGAAGUGCUUUAACACAUCCCAUAUGACCUGCAGCAAAUCAGAUGGAAAAGAUGGAGUCUGUCAGGUAAUAUGA
This is a messenger RNA of Alosa sapidissima (American shad), 450 nucleotides long. RefSeq names its product granzyme B(G,H)-like. Gene Ontology annotation, molecular function: serine-type endopeptidase activity. The record is from RefSeq and is a predicted model, not a curated record. Gene Ontology annotation, biological process: proteolysis. The coding region runs from base 37 to 450 and encodes 137 amino acids. The transcript is spliced from 3 exons. Lineage: Eukaryota; Metazoa; Chordata; Actinopteri; Clupeiformes; Clupeidae.